GGCGGUAACCACUGCAGUCUUACUACAGUAUCCCUGCCGUCUCAGAGGCUGACAGUAUUUUACUCUCCGCCGGAGACCGGCUGAGUUUUACGCUUUAUUUUAAUUAGUUGUGUGGUGAGAGGCACCCGGGACGGACAUGGCUGGCGCGGUAGCACCAAAGCGGCAAGACACUCGGAAAUUUUUCGAGAAUCUGUCCGGCACUGGGAAAUCCAUCGCGGUGCUGACGAGCGGAGGAGAUGCCCAAGGUAUGAAUGCGGCAGUCCGGGCCGUCGUCAGGAUGGGCAUCUACGUGGGAGCAAAGGUCUACUUCAUCCACGAGGGCUACCAGGGGAUGGUGGACGGUGGAGACAACAUCAAAGAGGCGACGUGGGAAAGCGUCUCCAGCAUGUUGCAAGUGGGUGGCACAGUCAUCGGCAGCGCCCGCUGUAAGGAGUUCCGUACCCACGAGGGCCGCCUGAGGGCCGCACACAACCUGGUGCAGCGUGGCAUCACCAACCUGUGCGUGAUCGGUGGAGACGGCAGCCUGACGGGGGCCAACCUGUUCAGAGAGGAGUGGAGCGGCCUGCUGGACGAGCUCCUCCAGCAAGGACUGAUCAGCGAGGACGCGGCUCGCAGUAACUCGGCGCUCCACAUCGUCGGCAUGGUCGGCUCCAUCGACAACGACUUCUGCGGCACCGACAUGACCAUCGGCACCGACUCGGCGCUGCACAGGAUCAUCGAGGUGGUGGACGCCAUCAUGACCACCGCUCAGAGCCACCAGAGGACAUUUGUGCUGGAGGUCAUGGGCCGGCACUGCGGAUACCUGGCCCUGGUCAGUGCCCUGGCAUGCGGAGCAGACUGGGUGUUUAUCCCAGAAAUGCCUCCUGAAGAUGGCUGGGAGGACAACAUGUGUCAGAAACUGUCUGAGAGCCGAUCUCGAGGUUCCAGGUUGAACAUUAUCAUAGUUGCUGAAGGAGCCAUCGACAGACAAGGACAACCAAUUACGUCACAGUUUGUGAAGGAUAACCGUGCCGAUAAGAAAAGGCUGAACAUUAUUAUUGUAGCUGAGGGGGCCAUAGAUUGCCACAACAAGCAAAUAACUCCUGAUUAUAUCAAGGAUCUGGUGGUGCGCUGCCUGGGUUUUGACACCAGGGUCACCAUCUUGGGUCACGUGCAGAGAGGCGGGACCCCCUCUGCCUUCGACAGGAUCCUAGCCAGUCGUAUGGGCGUGGAGGCGGUGCUGGCGCUGCUGGAGGCCUCUGCCAGCACGCCGGCCUGCGUUGUGUCUCUGGUCGGAAACCAGGCUGUUCGACUGCCGCUUAUGGAGUGUGUCCAGAUGACCCAAGAGGUGCAGAAGGCCAUGGACGAGAAGAAGUUUGAAGAUGCAGUGAGACUGCGUGGCAGGAGCUUUGAAAACAACCUGACCACCUACAGGCUCCUGUCCUAUCGGAAAGCAGAUUCUGAACUUCCAAAUAGCUCCUUUAACGUGGCGGUGUUGAAUGUCGGCGCCCCGGCGGCAGGGAUGAACGCCGCCGUGCGUUCUGCUAUCAGAGUGGGAAUCGCUGAAGGCCACAAAAUGUUUGCUGUCAACGACGGCUUCGAGGGCUUGUACAGAGGCCAGAUCAAGGAGAUCAAAUGGGGAGAUGUGGGUGGCUGGACCGGCCAAGGAGGAUCCCUGCUCGGAACAAAGCGAACUCUUCCAGGUAAACACCUGGAGGAGAUUGCCGAGCAGCUUAGGAUCCAUAACAUCAACGCUCUGCUGGUCAUCGGAGGAUUUGAGGCCUACGUGGGAUUACUGGAACUUUCUUCUGCGCGGGACAAAUACGACGAGUUCUGUGUGCCCAUGGUUAUGGUGCCCGCCACCGUGUCCAACAAUAUACCUGGCUCAGACCUCAGCAUUGGCUCAGACACCGCUCUGAAUGCCAUUACUGAUACGUGCGAUCGAAUCAAGCAGUCGGCCAGUGGCACCAAGCGGCGGGUCUUCAUCAUUGAGACCAUGGGGGGCUACUGCGGCUACCUGGCCACCGUGGGCGGUCUGGCUGCGGGCGCCGACACCGUCUACAUCUACGAGGAGCCGUUUGACAUCCGCGACCUGCAGGCCAACGUGGAGCAUCUGACGGAGAAGAUGAAGACCAGCAUCCAGAGAGGCUUGGUGCUCAGGAAUGAGAACUGCAACGAGAACUUCACCACUGACUUCAUCUACCAGCUGUACAACGAGGAGGGACAAGGAGUGUUUGACUGCAGGAAGAACAUCCUCGGCCACAUGCAGCAGGGAGGAGCUCCGUCACCGUUUGACAGAAACUUUGGCACCAAAGUCGCUGCCAAAGCCAUGCAGUGGAUCACACGGACGCUCAAGGACUCUUACAAAGGAGGACGGGUGUUCGCCAACUCGGAGGACACGGCCUGUCUGCUGGGGAUGCGCCGCAGAGCUCUGGUGUUUCAGCCCGUCGCUCAGCUCCGGGACGAGACCGACUUUGUGCACAGGAUCCCUAAGGAGCAGUGGUGGCUGAAGCUCCGCCCACUGAUGAAAAUCCUGGCCAAGUACAAGACGAGCUACGACGUGUCGGACUCGGGCCAGCUGGAACACGUGACCCGCGUGCAGCCCAAGGAGACCAACACGUCGGCGACCAUCUGAGCUGCCGCCGGAGGAGCGCUUCACUCCCAGCAGAUUCACACAACGGCGACAGCUGCUCGCGCCACGACUUACCCAACACUGAUUGGCUGCACUUAAAUUAAGGUAGACUUUUAAAAGGCAGGUUUAGGUUGUUUUUAAACGGUUAAAAUGUGUGGCGACGUAAAAGGGGAUCUUCUGUAUUUGAGAAAACGACCAAUUAAAUUUGAGGGGACGUGGUUUGAACAAGCUAGCAGAGCUGACACAUUUUCUGGAUCCCCAGUUAAAAGUUACCAUAGACUUCUGUAGAAAUUAAUAUAUAAGCAUCACAGCACUCCUCACUAUGUGCUGCAUAAGUAUCUAAGUUUUAGUCCUGAAAGCGUGUUUAAAUUAUUUUCAAUCCUGCUAUGCAUCAGUGUUCCAUAAACACAGCGAGGCUGAGGUGGGCCACGCGUUUAGAGCUUCUGUCAUUUUUAUUAUUUCCUACAGCACUUUGAGCCCCAUAAUUAAUGUAAUCCCCUAAAGCUGCUCUUAAAGAGAGAAGACACGUCAGGGGGAUCACACGCUGUCUACCGUCCUGACUGUAGCUACAGAGCGUGUGUGUGUGUGUGUGUGUGUGUGUCGUGGUGUUGCCUUGGCCGUCCUGAAUCCACCCUGGGCUUUGUAUGUGGCAUCUCUUUGUGGUAUUUGUGAGCAGUUUCCUGCUGUUUGCUGUAGUUUGGCACUGAAGCUGAGGACGUCUGCAACUUGUAUGCAACAUUAACUUUGUGUGAUGUCGUGUCGCAGAGUAAUAAAGUAUUUAUUGUGUGGAAAG
Scatophagus argus is the source of this 3404-nucleotide messenger RNA. RefSeq names its product ATP-dependent 6-phosphofructokinase, platelet type-like. Gene Ontology annotation, molecular function: 6-phosphofructokinase activity; identical protein binding; monosaccharide binding. The record is from RefSeq and is a predicted model, not a curated record. Gene Ontology annotation, cellular component: cytoplasm; membrane; 6-phosphofructokinase complex. NCBI's taxonomy places the organism in Eukaryota, Metazoa, Chordata, Actinopteri, Scatophagidae. Bases 137 to 2614 code for a protein of 825 amino acids. The transcript has 23 exons. Gene Ontology annotation, biological process: fructose 1,6-bisphosphate metabolic process; canonical glycolysis; fructose 6-phosphate metabolic process.